Messenger RNA from Sinocyclocheilus anshuiensis, 1470 nucleotides. RefSeq names its product ELAV-like protein 1. The coding region runs from base 103 to 1125 and encodes 340 amino acids. The record is from RefSeq and is a predicted model, not a curated record. Lineage: Eukaryota; Metazoa; Chordata; Actinopteri; Cypriniformes; Cyprinidae. The transcript is spliced from 7 exons. Gene Ontology annotation, molecular function: RNA binding. Gene Ontology annotation, cellular component: ribonucleoprotein complex.
CGCAGCGCCAAAAAGCCACGUUUUGCUAAGCUCCGCGUGCGUUUGUUCUACUGCAGAAUUGGAGAGACGUUGAAGUUGAGUCGGGAUCUGUGACGGCUCUUCAUGGCAGUCAGAAGGGGACACGUUAGAUACUUAAAAGAGGUCUAUGACAUGUCGAACGGUUACGAAGAUCACAUGGCUGAUGAGCCUAAAGAUUGCAAAACAAACCUCAUCAUCAACUACUUGCCUCAGAAUAUGAGCCAAGAUGAGCUGCAGAGUCUCUUCAGCAGCAUUGGGGAGGUGGAGUCUGCUAAACUUAUUCGGGACAAAGUAGCAGGCCACAGUUUAGGGUACGGAUUUGUUAACUAUCUUAACCCUAGUGAUGCAGAAAGAGCAAUCAGUACUCUCAAUGGACUGAGACUACAGUCUAAAACUAUCAAGGUGUCAUAUGCCAGGCCAAGCUCUGAUACCAUAAAGGAUGCCAACCUUUACAUAAGUGGGCUGCCUAAAACAAUGACGCAGAAGGACAUAGAAGAAAUGUUUGCACGUUAUGGCAAAAUAAUCAACUCCCGUGUCCUCGUCGAUCAAGUGUCAGGACUCUCUCGUGGUGUGGCUUUCAUUCGGUUUGACAAGAGAGCAGAGGCAGAGGACGCAAUUAAGGACUUGAAUGGGCAGAAGCCGCCAGGAGCUGCAGAGCCAAUCACUGUAAAGUUCGCUGCCAGUCCCAACCAAGUGAAAAACUCACAAAUUAUUCCACCUGCUUACCACACACAGCCUCGCCGCUUUGGGGGGCCCGUCCACCACCAGGCCCAGAGAUUCAGGUUCUCUCCAAUGAGUGUGGACCACAUGAGUGGCAUGUCUGGAGUUAACAUGCCUGGAAACUCCUCGUCAGGCUGGUGUAUUUUCGUUUACAACCUGGGCCAGGAUGCAGAUGAGGGCAUUCUGUGGCAGAUGUUCGGGCCGUUCGGUGCCGUCACAAAUGUGAAAGUGAUCUGCGACUUCAACACCAACAAGUGCAAAGGAUUUGGGUUUGUUACCAUGCCAAACUAUGAAGAGGCAGCCAUGGCUAUCGCUGGCCUCAACGGCUACCGCCUCGGGGACAAGAUUUUACAAGUGUCGUUCAAAACAAGCAAGUCGCACAAGUAGAAAGUAGGGUUGCCAGGAAAAUGAAGGAGAGGGAUGUUGUCUGCGAAGCCAGAGAAAUUGGCGCAGUUUUGAAAGAAAAAUGAUUUUUUUAGUGUAAUCAAGUCUUUGCAAAUGUUCAUGUUUCUAAGUCUUGUUUAGACACCUCGUUUGACAGUUUCUUUUUGUUUCUUUUAAGAUUUAAGCUGUUGGAUGCUUCAAAUGCAAGUGUUUUAGGCGUUCUGGUUUAUCCCAAUAUUUGACCAAUUUCGCAUUUGAUACAAAUUUGUGUCUCUGAUGUUAGCCUGAUAUUGUUGCUAUGUGCCAUAUGUGGUCGGACACCUCAUUCACCAGAUGCUGGAUUUAAAA